AUGGGUGAACGCUGCGCAACAUGCUGUCCGCGUGUCGCGCGCUCUCCCGCUGCGGUGCGCGCGCCCCCCCCGCUGCGGUGCACGCGCCCCCGCGUCCGCCUCGUCCCGCUCAGAGGAAGCAGCACCGGCGACAAGGACAAGGUGAAGAAAACAAAAUUUGGCCCCUUGAGUGAUCAGGACAGGAUAUUUACCAAUUUAUAUGGUCGCCAUGACUGGAGCCUGAAGGGCGCACUGAGCCGUGGCGACUGGUACAAAACAAAAGAGAUCUUAUUGAAGGGGGCGGACUGGAUCCUCAAUGAAAUCAAGAUAUCUGGCCUGCGUGGGAGGGGUGGAGCUGGGUUUCCUACAGGCAUGAAGUGGAGCUUUAUGAACAAACCCAACGAUGGCAGACCGAAAUAUCUGGUGGUGAAUGCAGAUGAGGGGGAACCAGGCACCUGUAAGGACAGGGAGAUCAUGCGUCAUGACCCCCACAAGCUCGUGGAGGGCUGUCUGGUGGCUGGAAGAGCCAUGGGUGCUCGUGCUGCCUACAUCUACAUCAGGGGCGAGUUUUACAACGAAUCCUCUAACCUCCAGGUGGCGGUUAAUGAGGCAUAUACAGCUGGUCUGAUUGGUCGGAAUGCAUGUGGCUCUGGUUAUGAUUUUGAUGUGUUUGUGAUGCGGGGGGCAGGUGCCUACAUCUGUGGAGAGGAGACCGCACUUAUUGAGUCCAUUGAGGGCAAGCAGGGCAAGCCCCGGCUGAAACCCCCUUUCCCUGCUGACAUUGGAGUUUUUGGCUGCCCAACAACUGUUGCUAAUGUGGAGACAGUUGCUGUAGCCCCCACCAUCUGUCGCCGUAGUGGUCUGUGGUUUGCGAGCUUUGGGAGAGAAAGAAACUCUGGGACAAAACUUUUUAACAUCUCCGGUCACGUCAACAACCCCUGCACCGUGGAGGAGGAGAUGUCCAUUCUUCUCAAAGAUCUAAUCGAAAGACAUGCAGGAGGAGUGCGGGGUGGAUGGGAUAACCUUUUAGGGGUAAUUCCUGGAGGAUCAUCUACGCCUGUUAUCCCAAAGUCUGUCUGUGAUGAUGUGAUGAUGGAUUUUGAUGCCCUUAUUGAGGCAGAGACAGCUCUAGGCACUGCUGCCAUCAUUGUCAUGGAUAAAUCUACUGAUAUCAUCAGAGCUAUUGCUCGCCUUGUCGAAUUCUACAAGCAUGAGAGCUGCGGCCAGUGCACCCCCUGCAGAGAGGGGGUGGACUGGAUGAGCAAGAUGAUGUGGCAGUUCGUCCAGGGUGAUGCACAGUAUUCUGAAAUUGACAUGAUUUGGGAGAUCAGCAAGCAGAUUGAGGGACAUACAAUAUGUGCACUUGGUGAUGGAGCGGCAUGGCCUGUACAGGGAUUAAUCCGACACUUCCGUCCCGUGAUGGAGAGCCGCCUUGGCCAGUUCCAAAAGGAGAAGAACCAGCAGACCACGACUUAAAUGUCGGAACCAACAUGGAUUUUUCUAUUGCAUAAAUUUUAUGUGUAUGUCUACUGUCUUGUUAGCCCUAAUGUCUUGCUAAGACUUUUUAAGCAGAAAUCUACUCUAUCUAUCUGGAAUAGGUGUCUGUGAAAUACCUGGACAAAAAGUGCAUAUUUUGUGACAUUUUACUGUGAGUAAAUUAAAUAUACU
Messenger RNA from Scleropages formosus (Asian bonytongue), 1647 nucleotides. RefSeq names its product NADH dehydrogenase [ubiquinone] flavoprotein 1, mitochondrial-like. The record is from RefSeq and is a predicted model, not a curated record. NCBI's taxonomy places the organism in Eukaryota, Metazoa, Chordata, Actinopteri, Osteoglossiformes, Osteoglossidae. Bases 1 to 1455 code for a protein of 484 amino acids. Gene Ontology annotation, molecular function: 4 iron, 4 sulfur cluster binding; NAD binding; NADH dehydrogenase (ubiquinone) activity. Gene Ontology annotation, biological process: mitochondrial electron transport, NADH to ubiquinone. Gene Ontology annotation, cellular component: respiratory chain complex I. The transcript has 11 exons.